GUCCAGCCGCAAUUCGAUUCUCCUUCACCCCUACCAGGUUUCACGCAAAGAAGAGUUCUAGAGACGACUAACCUGCGCCGGGGGUUAGCCGGAGUACGGAAUUCACCCUUAGUUGAUCAGAAUCAGAUACACAGAGAAAUGUUUGAUAAUCUAGGAGUUCAAUCUGAAGUACCUAGACCACAAAAGAAUCAGCAACCUGACAUCCCUAACGCAUUUGGGAAUGCUUUUUAUGGUGCGGGUUCAGGGUUUAUAAGAGGUGGUUUAGGCGCUUAUGGAGAGAAAAUCUUGGGUUCAAGCUCAGAAUAUGUGCAAAGCAAUAUUAGUAGGUAUUUCUCUGAUCCUCAAUACUACUUCCAAGUGAACGAUCACUAUGUGAGGAACAAACUGAAGGUUGUUCUGUUUCCGUUUCUGCAUAGGGGCCAUUGGACCAGGAUAUCGGAGCCAGUUGGUGGGAGGUUGUCGUAUAAACCACCAAUACACGAUAUAAAUGCACCUGACUUAUACAUUCCAUUCAUGGUCUUUGGCACCUAUAUUGUGCUGGCUGGCUUUUCAUUAGGCCUUUAUGGCAAGUUUAGCCCAGAAGUUCUGAAUUGGUUAAUCAUAAAGGGUCUGAUGGGGUGGGGAAUGCAAUUCAUUCUUCUGAAAACGUUGCUAGUUUCAUUGGGAAGUGGGGAGGCACCGUUUUUGGACAUAGUUGCUUAUGCGGGAUAUAUGUUCACUGGUAUAAGUUUGGGUAUAGUGGGAAGGAUCGUGUGGAGACACUCUUACUAUUUGUUGAUGCCUUGGACUUGCUUGUGCAUGGGAAUAUUCUUGGUGAAGACGUUGAAGAGAGUUUCGGAGGUGAGAAGUCAUGAUUCAAGCAAACAGCAUUAUCUUCUUCUAUUCAUUGCCUUGGCUCAGUUCCCACUUUUCCUUUGGCUUGGUAAUGUCACUGUUCAUUGGCUUUUCUAAAUUUUUUUACUACUUUGCUUCUCUUAUACUGACUCACCUGACUACCAUACAUUUCAAACAUUUCUGUUGUUGAGGAAGAAACUCUGAAUUCCCAUAAAUCUCGAGGUUUCUUUUCUUCAUUAUAUAUUUGUAGUUAACAAGACAAAAGACUUAUGUAUUUUUUAUGAGAACACAUCUGAACACAUUGAUAACAGUAUUGUCCCCAUUUGGAAAU
Impatiens glandulifera is the source of this 1165-nucleotide messenger RNA. Its product is annotated as protein YIF1B-A-like. NCBI's taxonomy places the organism in Eukaryota, Viridiplantae, Streptophyta, Magnoliopsida, Ericales, Balsaminaceae. The transcript is spliced from 5 exons. The coding region runs from base 139 to 951 and encodes 270 amino acids. The record is from RefSeq and is a predicted model, not a curated record. Gene Ontology annotation, cellular component: endoplasmic reticulum membrane; Golgi membrane; endoplasmic reticulum-Golgi intermediate compartment. Gene Ontology annotation, biological process: endoplasmic reticulum to Golgi vesicle-mediated transport.